UGAAAACCCGAAAUGAACCCAUAGAAAUUGCCGAUAUUUUGAAUAAAAAAUAGGUGAAUAAAUAAAACCGAGGGUUGAUAUAUCUCCGUUUGAAGCGUGAGCCCUCUUUCGCAGAACAUUACAGUUCAUAAAACCAGCCUUUUUCUUUCUUUUUUUGACAAUAAACCAGCGUUUUUCUUUCUUUAGCCGCCAUCGACUCCACCCCUUCAACAAAAUUCAAAGUGAGAGAGUAGAGAUCAAACCUUGGAAGGUUAGCCAUGGCGACUGUUUCUCCUCUAGCGAAAUACAAGCUGGUUUUCCUUGGAGAUCAAUCAGUUGGAAAGACCAGCAUCAUCACCAGAUUUAUGUAUGACAAGUUCGAUAACACUUAUCAGGCUACCAUUGGAAUUGAUUUCCUAUCAAAGACAAUGUACCUUGAAGAUCGAACAGUUCGCUUGCAGCUCUGGGAUACAGCUGGACAAGAGCGAUUUAGGAGUCUUAUUCCAAGCUACAUCAGGGAUUCCUCUGUUGCAGUCAUUGUAUAUGAUGUUGCAAGCCGACAAUCAUUUUUGAACACUUCUAAGUGGAUUGAGGAAGUACGCACUGAGCGUGGUAGUGACGUUAUCAUUGUCCUUGUUGGAAACAAAACGGAUCUUGUGGACAAGAGGCAAGUUUCAAUUGAAGAAGGGGAAGCCAAAGCGCGUGAUCUAGGUGUGAUGUUCAUCGAAACAAGUGCCAAGGCUGGAUUUAACAUUAAGGCUCUGUUUCGAAAGAUAGCUGCUGCUCUUCCAGGAAUGGAGACUCUCUCUUCGACAAAACAAGAAGACAUGGUUGACGUGAAUCUCAAGGCUACGAAUGCAAACACAUCACAAGGCCAGCAACAAGCAGGCGGAUGCUCUUGUUGAAACUAGUUUCCAUCUUCAUCGGUGUGCUCUGGUCCAUUCGUUUGUGGACUCGGCUCAAGUUGUUUCUCUCUUUCCAAUUUGGCGGAUUAAUGUGCCAAACCCUUGAGAAGUGCAAGUUUGAAAUUUCAGAGAGAGAAAGUUGGCUGUUAUCGCGGGAGGGGGCUUCCUUUUCAUGGUAGAGUCCAAAGAGAUAAUUGCAUUCGUAUAUGGAAUUGUUUGUAUUCAGACACGUUGGGAAGGUUUGUUGAGAGGCUUGGCCGUCUAGAAUAUGCAUAUCCAUAACCUUAUCAUGAUUUCUGAA
This is a messenger RNA of Amborella trichopoda, 1185 nucleotides long. RefSeq names its product ras-related protein RABH1b. Gene Ontology annotation, molecular function: GTPase activity; GTP binding. The record is from RefSeq and is a predicted model, not a curated record. Lineage: Eukaryota; Viridiplantae; Streptophyta; Magnoliopsida; Amborellales; Amborellaceae.